CUACCCCACCAUUGGGAGAAAGAAGUCUUGAGUCAAGAUACUGCUGCUGCUGCAUUCAACUUUCUAAUUGAGAAGAUUCUUCAACAUCUGACAACGAAAUAUCCCACCAAGUCAGAAUACGAUGUCGUCCCAAAAGUGAAAAUCCCCAUCUCCCUCACAGUCCCUCCCAGCGUUGUACAUGACAAGUGGUGUUGAUGCUGAGGUAACAAGUAUCAUCACCAAACUCAUGGCGGGGCUGUUCCCCUAACUUAGGCAAGCCCACCAGCAUCAGGCCAAUGGCCUGGGAGGUGAUGACAAUCGCGAUGCUAGCUAGGUCUGUUCUCUGCCUCGGAGCCGGUUUUGUCGUGAAGCCGACUCUCGACAUCCUGUCUGAAGCCGGCAUUCCCGUAACUGUCGCUUGCAGGACUCUAGCCUCGGCCGAGGCUCUGUCUAAGGGCAUCAAGCACACCACCCCGAUCUCCCUCGACGUUACCGAUGACAGCGCGCUGGACGCCGAGCUCGCUAAGCAUGACCUGGUCAUCAGCUUGAUUCCUUACACCUUCCACGCUACCGUCAUCAAGUCUGCUAUUCGACAGAAGAAGAAUGUCGUCACCACAAGCUACGUGUCUCCCGCUAUGAUGGAGCUGGACCAGCAGUGUAAAGAUGCGGGUAUUACCGUGAUGAACGAGAUUGGAUUGGACCCCGGUAUCGAUCACCUUUACGCCAUCAAGACCAUCGAGGAGGUUCACGAGGCUGGCGGCAAGAUCCUGAGCUUCUUGUCGUACUGCGGUGGCUUGCCUGCGCCAGAAGACUCGGACAACCCGCUCGGUUACAAGUUCUCCUGGUCAUCUCGUGGCGUGCUUCUGGCUCUUGGCAACGAUGGAAAAUGGUGGAAGGAUGGCAAGGUCAUGACCGUCGCAGGCAAGGACUUGAUGGGUGAGGCCAAGCCGUACUACAUCUAUCCUGGGUACGCCUUCGUCGCGUAUCCCAACCGAGAUUCGACCCCGUAUAAGGAGAGAUACAACAUUCCAGAGGCCCAGACUGUCGUCCGAGGAACACUCAGAUACCAGGGCUUCCCCCAGUUCAUCCGGGCGCUUGUUCAGAUUGGUUUCUUGAGCGACGCUGAGCAGGACAUCUUCAAGCAGCCGGUCUCCUGGAAAGAGGCCACGCAAAAGGUGCUUGGUGCUUCUUCAAGCAGCCAGGCUGACUUGGAGUCGGCAAUCCUGGCCAAGGCUACUUUCGAUUCUCCCGAGGAGAAGCAAAGAAUCCUUAGCGGUCUGCGGUGGAUUGGCAUUUUCUCUGACGAGAAGAUCACCCCUAGGGGCAACCCGCUCGACUGCUUGUGCGCCGUCUUGGAGAAGAAGAUGCAGUACGAGGAAGGAGAACGUGACCUCGUCAUGCUCCAACACAAGUUCGAGAUCGAGCACAAGGACGGCAGCCGCGAGACCAAGACGUCGACUUUGAUUGAGACCGGCAACCCUGCUGGUUACUCGGCCAUGGCAAAGCUAGUCGGUGUGCCAUGUGGUGUGGCCGUGAAGCUGGUGCUCAACGGUACCAUAUCCGACAAGGGUGUCAUAGCUCCGAUGAACUCGAAAAUCAACAACCCCCUGAUGAAGGAGCUCAAGGAGAAAUACGGCAUCUACCUGACCGAGAAGACAAUAUCCUAGUCCAUUACAAUGUUUGCAAGUUGGGCAAUGUAAUUAAAAAGGAGACUAGGGCCGACGGCAUAUCCACAAUUCCAUAGAUGCAAAUAGACCAAAACGUCAGUGUUUAAAUCAUGUCUCUUUUGCUCGUAUAUUUUGAGAUGUGCAGCCCGUCUUCUGAUUGGGGAGUGUACUCUAAAGGACGUACUUUUGGCCCAUGUUAAGGUUGUAGUUUUGGGUAUGAUCCUCGUUGGGGUGGUGCUGACUAGCGAAAUCUGCUUUAGAUUU
Messenger RNA from Pseudomassariella vexata, 1910 nucleotides. RefSeq names its product Saccharopine dehydrogenase. Gene Ontology annotation, molecular function: saccharopine dehydrogenase activity. Lineage: Eukaryota; Fungi; Ascomycota; Sordariomycetes; Amphisphaeriales; Pseudomassariaceae. The record is from RefSeq and is a predicted model, not a curated record. The coding region runs from base 276 to 1646 and encodes 456 amino acids. Gene Ontology annotation, cellular component: cytoplasm. The transcript has 4 exons.